UAUAAUAAUCAUAUCACAUCCGGUAAAUGCAGCGCCCUGUGCUUGUUGAUCGGGCACCGUCGACAAUUAAUCCAAUUACCCGUCGUGAUUGAGCGGGACCGGUGCGCUGCGUGGGCGGGACCACUGCCGUCGUACCGAUACAGCUGUAUAUAUUAAUAACGGGAUCGCUGAUAUCGCGAUGCUGUCAUUUAAGCCGCGGCUCGCAUUUUCGCUCCUGGCACGCCGCUUAAUUGCCGGUUGAUCCGCUGCAUAGUGCCGUGUGUGUGUUAUUCCUACCGUUGCACGCCGCAGUAAACAACUCCGCUUGACUGAUUUCUUUAUUUUCCCCUCGGAUUUUUUCCGCGUCGGCUAAAAAUAUGAACGCAACGACCGCCCGUCCGGACUGGCCGGGCGCCCCCGCGGGCGGCGGGGAGGAGGACAGCGGCGAGGAGGGUCCGGAGAAGUUCCCCCUGGACUACCGCGUCAUCGCCACCACGCUGCACGUCGUCAUCUUCGUCCUGGGCGUCGCCGGGAACAUCGUCUUGAUCGCCGUGGUGGGUCGGUCGCGGCUGCUGCACACGCCGACCUACGCGUACCUGGUUUCCCUGGCGGUGGCUGACCUGCUGGUGAUCUGCACGGCCAUCCCGGAGGCGGUGGUCUUCCACCAUCUGGGCAAGCGCUGGCUGCUCGGACCGGCCGGAUGCGCCAUCUUCAUCUUCCUGAAUUUUCUCGGCAUCAACGCCGGAAGUCUCAGCAUUUUGGCGUUGACGAUGGAGCGGUACGUGGCCAUCUGCCGACCCUACCUGGCCCGCAAAUUCUGCACGAUGGAGCGCACCUCCCGCUCCAUCGCCGGCAUGUGGUGCUUCGCCAUCCUGUACUGCUGCCCCUGGCUAGGCCUGACCGAGGUCAAACGCGAGCCCUUCCCGCCCUUCGCCGAGCAGUGCGAGUUCCGCCUGCCGCCGGCCACCUACAUGAUCGUCUUCGCCGCUGACCUUUUACUCUUCUACCUGGUCCCGCUCUUCGUCGCCCUGAUCGUCUACGCCAAGAUCGGCGCCAUCCUCUGCCGCAGUCUCAGUCUGCUGCGCCGGGAGGACGCCGGCAGUGGCGGCGCCGGCGGCGGGGCCUUCCCGCGGGCCUCCUCGACGCCGUGCUCGCUGCACACCACCCCCAAGAAGGGGACGACGCUGAGCACCCUCCGGGGCGGCGGUUUCUCCACCACCGCCGGGACGCCGCACGCGCCGUUGCUGGAGACCGUCGAGCGCGCUAGUUACGGGCAUGGGGAGUAUUUGGAGGGGCGCGGAAAGGUCACGGGGGAUCCGCGGGAAACGGAGAAGAUGCAGAAUCUGGCGGUGAUCAACUCUCGCACGCAGAUCCUGCGUAUCCUCAUCGUGAUUGUGGUGUUGUUCGCGUUGUCCUGGCUGCCGUUCCGCGGGCUGUUAGUGUACAACUCUUUCGUGAAAGAACCCUGGCUGGAUAUCUGGUAUCUGCUCUUCGCCAAGACGUUAAUUUACGUCAACUCCGCCAUUAAUCCCUUCGUCUACAACGCCAUGUCUAAGCGCUUUCGCUUGGCCGUUCUGCGAAUGCUCUGCGGCCGAUUGAUCUCCAAGAGUAACGAGAAGAGCCGCACCCACCGCCGUCCCGGCGGCCCCCCGGCGCCGCCCCUCCGCCGGGCCGCCAACCCCGCGGCGGCCGGCCAGGGGACCGGCGCCCGGCCGUUCGUGCCGCGGCGCUUCUUCAACGCCAACAUCCUCUUCAGCGACGUCCCGACGCCCACCUCCACCUCGGGCGGCUGCCGGAAGUCCAGCGCCCCGGGGGAGCGGCGGCGGGGACGCGGCGGGGGUCUGCCCAGCAGUCCCUCCGUCCGGGAGAUGGACCGGCCGGUGGCGGCCACCCGCUCCGACGUCCUGGGCCCGAGCCGGCCCGGCCAGACCCCGGGCUAUAUUGCGCGCAUCCGCGAAGUGCACUCGACGGUGGCGCCGCGCUCGCAGGUCGACAAAAUCGAGGAUGAUCCGCUGCUGGUGAUCUACAAGAGUUUCUACGAUUACACGACAAAUAACUACCAUUCGUCGCCCAAUUAAGACUUACAAAUUAAAUAAUUUAUUUCUUUCUCGAUUUUUUAAUUUAUUUUCGGUCGAUGCAUCGCUCUUUCGGCACCUGUGUUCUAGAAUAAUAUCAAUAACUAUACGCUUGCGCAAUUAAUGCGGAAUUUUAUUUAUUUUCGUUAAGCAACGAAUCUCAGAAAUUUAAUCAGUAUUUUUUAUUAUCUUGCCCGUUACGAUUUGUAUCACGCUUGUGUAAUUAAGAUUGCGACGGUUUUUUUUAUUAGCCUGGGUUUAUAACU
Messenger RNA from Paramacrobiotus metropolitanus, 2320 nucleotides. Its product is annotated as thyrotropin-releasing hormone receptor-like. NCBI's taxonomy places the organism in Eukaryota, Metazoa, Tardigrada, Eutardigrada, Parachela, Macrobiotidae. Gene Ontology annotation, molecular function: thyrotropin-releasing hormone receptor activity. Gene Ontology annotation, cellular component: membrane. Bases 357 to 2057 code for a protein of 566 amino acids. The record is from RefSeq and is a predicted model, not a curated record. Gene Ontology annotation, biological process: G protein-coupled receptor signaling pathway. The transcript is spliced from 6 exons.